This is a messenger RNA of Neospora caninum, 651 nucleotides long. Its product is annotated as ranbp1 domain containing protein, related. The coding region runs from base 1 to 651 and encodes 216 amino acids. Gene Ontology annotation, cellular component: nuclear pore; cytoplasm. NCBI's taxonomy places the organism in Eukaryota, Apicomplexa, Conoidasida, Eucoccidiorida, Sarcocystidae. The transcript is spliced from 4 exons. Gene Ontology annotation, molecular function: GTPase activator activity. Gene Ontology annotation, biological process: nucleocytoplasmic transport. The record is from RefSeq and is a predicted model, not a curated record.
AUGUCCGACGCAGCCACAGAGACGAAGCCUGCGCAGCCCGCAGAGACUGCUGCAACGGCAACGAAGGAGGAAGAAGACAACUUCAAUCCCGAGGAGGAAGUUACCGAAGGAAACUGGAACACCCCACAAGUGGAAGUCCACGCCGUGCAAGUGGAGACCGGAGAGGAAGACGAAGACGUUUUUUGGAAGUAUCGCAGCAAGUUGUACCGUUGGGUGGGUUCGACGGGAGAUGCUCAGACAGCCGGAGAGUGGAAGGAGCGCGGGAUCGGAGACGCAAAGUUACUGCGCCACAAACAAACCGGCAAAAUCCGCUUUCUUCUUCGCCAAGAAAAAACCCUCAAAAUCGUCGCUAACCACUACGUGGUGGCCAAUGGGGUUUACUGCAAACUCACGCCGAACGUGAGCAGCGAGAAGAUUUGGGUGUGGACGGUGAUGGACUUCGCGGAGGGCGAGUUGAAGAAUGAGCAAUUUGCGCUCAAGUUCGGACAAGUGGAGCAGGCCCAAGAGUUCAAGAAGAAGUUCGAAGAAGCCGCCGCUCUGAACGCGAAGAUUUUCGGCGUGGACGCAGACGGCGAAGAAAAGGAAGAAAAGAAGGAAGAGAAGGACGAGAAGAAGGACGAGAAGAAGGACGAGAAGGACGAAUCGAAGUAG